Nymphalis io (European peacock) is the source of this 1774-nucleotide messenger RNA. RefSeq names its product cell growth-regulating nucleolar protein. The record is from RefSeq and is a predicted model, not a curated record. Gene Ontology annotation, biological process: rRNA processing; negative regulation of transcription by RNA polymerase II. Gene Ontology annotation, cellular component: nucleolus. NCBI's taxonomy places the organism in Eukaryota, Metazoa, Arthropoda, Insecta, Lepidoptera, Nymphalidae. The transcript is spliced from 2 exons. The coding region runs from base 265 to 1548 and encodes 427 amino acids. Gene Ontology annotation, molecular function: DNA binding.
UUAACAUUGACAUUGUGAGAAUUUUCAUAAUUUGGUGUUGAAAAUUGUGGCGUGUUUUGAAAAGCACGUGUGAAUAAAAAUCUAAAUAAACAGUAAAACUGCUUAUUAAAAAAAUACCUUGCACCUGAUACAUUCAUAUUUUUGAAAAUUAUUUGUAUAAUUGAAAUCGUCCCAAAAACAAAAAUUUAGGUCGUGACAUAUUUCAAUAACUAAAUAAAAUCUAUUCUGUUUUGAUUUUCUCCAUUCGAUUUAUUAAAACAAAAUAUGGUUGUUUUUACCUGUGGCCACUGCGGUGAAUCAGUUCAAAAACCUAAAGUUGAAAAACACUACUUAACAAAAUGCAGAAAUAAAAAUCCAAAUUUAUCUUGCAUGGAUUGUUUUAAGGACUUUUUAGGAAAUGAUUACGAAGCUCAUACUAAAUGUAUUACUGAAGAAGAACGUUACUCUGGAAAAGGAUUUACUCCAAAAGAAAAGAAGGGUGAAAAGAAACAAAAUGCAUGGGUGGAAAUGUUACAGUCUGUCUUAGAUGAACAAAAGAAUGCAUCAGGGAAUGUUUUGAGGAUUAUAGAGACAAUAAGCAAGCAUAAUAAUACACCAAGGAAGAAACCUAAAUUCAUAAACUUUGUAAAAAAUGUUUGCGGGCAAAAAACAAACCCCAAAGAUAUUGAUCAGGCUUGGGACUUAAUAUCAGUAAAGUUAUCUGAAUUGUCGAAUUUAAAUUCACAGAAUAAAAAUAAGAAUGAACAAGAUAAGACUGAUGUACCUAAGGUAAAUGGUUCUGCUGGUAAGGAGCAAAAUGGUAACACUGAAAAUGGUGUCACAAAUCAUGAAGAAGAUGAGGAAGAAGCUCAGACUGAUGAAAAAGACAAAAAAGAUACAGAAACUAAAAAUGGUGAUUCAGAAGAUCCAAAUAAAAAGCUUUCCAAAAAGCAAAGGAAAGAAGAAAAAAAACGAAAGAAGUAUGAAGCGGAAUUACAAAGUGCGGAAGCUCCACCACCUGAAGUGACCCAGGAGGAAAUUCAAGUGCCAAAAAAAGGAAAAAAAAACAAGAACAAAAUUGAAAACUCUAAUGGUCAUAAAGAAGAAAAUGGCCUUGUUGAAGGAAAAGAUAAAAAUAAGAAAAGAAAGAGGCAAGACACAGCAACAACAAUAGAAGUUAUUGAAGCUGUCAAUAAUGCUGAUAUAGAAAAUGUACAAGUUAAAGUAAAAGCUACUAAAAAGAAGUUAAAAAUGGAGGGUGAGCUUGCUACUGCUGAAGCAGAUGAGAGUAUUUGUCUCCAUGAUCAGAAUGUUGCUAAAAGUGAGCAUGAGGUGUCAGAAAAUAAUGGAAAAUUCAAUUGGCAUGCUGUUAUUAUGUCUGUUUUACAGAAGAAAGGGAAUGAACUUCCUUUUAAGCGUCUUCAAAAGAAAGUUUUGUCUGAAUAUUCAGAAUAUACAGGGAAUGAAGUAGAUGAUAGAAUUGCCGAUAAGUUUAUUAAAAAAUUGAGAAGUGCACCCAAUGUUAGGGUUGAUAAAAAUAGAGUUUUGCUAUUAGAAGAAGAUGAGUAAACACUUUGUUUAAUAUACUUUUAUAAAACUUAAAACUUUAUCAAUUACGGAUUUAAAGGCAAUUGUGGUAAAUAUAGUUUGCAAUGAUUUACACUGCCUGAAUAUUAUACUUCAUUCUCUAGUAGAUUAAGCUAAUGUUUUAUUAAAUUUACUGCAUCUCAAUGUGUAAUUUUCUGUAUUUGUAUAUCCUACAAAUUGAAGAAUCCAAAUAUAUUGUAGAUCAUUA